Messenger RNA from Sphenostylis stenocarpa, 1446 nucleotides. NCBI's taxonomy places the organism in Eukaryota, Viridiplantae, Streptophyta, Magnoliopsida, Fabales, Fabaceae. The record is from the annotation of a GenBank genome assembly.
AUGGCUUCUUCAGACACCAGCAAUAGCAAGCUUCCCCUCAAACCAAUCCCUGGAAGCUAUGGCCUUCCCUUCUUCGGACCCUUGAGUGACAGACACGACUACUUCUACCACCAGGGAAGCGACAAGUUCUUCUCCGAGCGAAUCCGAAAGUACAAUUCCACAGUCAUCAGAACCAACAUGCCACCCGGUCCCUUCAUUUCCUCAAACCCUAGAGUCAUCGCUCUCCUCGACGGCGUCUCCUUCCAAAUCCUUCUCGACAACGCCAAGGUCGAGAAGCGCGACGUUCUCGACGGCACCUUCAUGCCGACCACCUCCUUUUUCGGCGGCUACCGCCCUUGCGCCUUCCAGGACACCACCGAGCCCUCCCACGCGCUCCUCAAGCGCUUCUAUCUCAACCUCCUCGCCUCCAAGCACGACUCCUUUCUCCCGCUCUUCCGCAACAACCUCGCCGAGCACUUCACCGACCUCGAGGACAAGCUCGCCGGAAGAUCCGCCAAGGCCAGCUUCAACACCUCCGUCGGCUCCGCCUCCUUCAACUUCCUCUUCCGCCUCCUCACCGGUAAAGACCCCACCGAAACCAAAAUCGGUUCCGACGGCCCCAGCCUCGUCACAACCUGGCUCGCGGCGCAGCUAGCUCCACUCGCCACUCUAGGUUUACCCUGGAUUUUCAACUAUGCAGAAGAUUUCUUGAUCAGAACAUUCACCUUCCCUGCUUGGACAGUGAAGUCCAGCUAUAAGAAACUCUACGACGGUUUUGCCUCUGCAGGUUCGUCGUUGCUUGACGAAGCAGAGCGCGCGGGGAUACAGAGAGACGAAGCGUGCCACAACCUUGUGUUCAUGUUAGGGUUCAACGCGCAUGGAGGGUUAGUGAACCAGUUUCCGAUUUUGAUGAAGUGGGUGGGAUUGAGUGGGGAGGGUUUGCACAAAGAGCUUGCAGAAGAAAUCAGGAGAGUCGUUAAAGAAGAAAACGGGGUGAGUCUCCGUGCGUUGGAUAGGAUGAUUUUGACCAAAUCUGCGGUGUACGAGGCGCUGAGGAUAGAGCCUGCUGUGCCGUUCCAGUACGCGAAGGCUAGGGAAGAUCUGGUGGUGGAGAGUCACGAUGCGGCGUACGAGAUCAAGAAGGGCGAGAUGAUCUUCGGAUAUCAGCCGUUCGCUACGAAAGAUCCUAAGAUCUUCGAGAGGCCCGAGGAGUUUGUGGCUCACAGGUUUGUCGGGCACGAUGGAGAGAGGUUGUUGAACCACGUGUGCUGGUCCAAUGGACGCGAGACGGAGGAGCCCACACCGGAUAAUAAGCAGUGCCCCGCCCAGAAUCUGGUGGUGCUCAUGUGCAGGCUAUACUUGGUGGAAUUCUUCCUGCGUUACGAUACUUUCACGUUCGAAUUUAAACCGGUUGUUCUGGGUCCGGACGUUACCAUCAAAUCACUCACCAAAGCAUCCUCCUACUGA